CGCGUUGGGAAGCGAGGCAAAAAAAAAAAAAAACACGGGGCGCUCGACGCGUCAGCGGCACGCGGGGAAGUCAGACGGCGAGGCAGCGACAUCGAUUCGAUGGGAGCGGCUCGGGGAACGGAGGUGAAGGCGGAGGGCGUCCUGCGCGGCGCGUGCGCGGCGCUGGCCGCGGCGGCUGCGCUGCUGGUGGGGCUGAGCACGCAGACGGAGACGGUGCUGCUCGUCAGGAAGAAAGCCACCGUCAAGGACGUCCAGGCCCUCUGGGUGCUGGCGGUGGCGGCCGGCGCGGCGGCGGGGUACCACCUUCUGCAGCUGCUCAAGUGCUUCUACCUCGGCCGCCGCUUCGCCGUGAGCCCCUGCCGGAACAGCAGGGCCUUGGCCUGGACCUGCCUCCUGCUCGACAAGGCGUGCGCGUACACGACGUUCGCAGCGACGGUGGCGGCGACGCAGGCGUGCAUGAUCGCGCUGGAGGGCGCGCACGCGGUGCAGUGGACCAAGCUCUGCAACAUCUACACCCGCUUCUGCGAGCAGAUCGCCGGCAGCCUCGCGCUGGGGAUGCUCGCCGCCGCCGGCACCGCCGUCGCCUCCGCCGUCUCCGCGCGCAACCUCUUCCGCCUCUACCCGUCGCAGCUGCCGCGGCCAUACGCCGCGCACUAGCGACGCCCACAGCGCAAACUGGGCCGCGCGUGUUUCUCUGAUGUCUCUGGGUUUCUUCAGAAGAAUCUAACGCUGGGCCAUGAAGAAAUGCAGGCCCAGAUGAAGGGUAACUUGGGCUGUGAAGGUGGGGUCUACUCCCGUAUGUAUUAUUUUCUUUUCUUGUGCUUUUCUUAGAUUUGUUAUGUUAGUAAGACAUGAUAUGUACUCUUAUUAAAAAAAAAUGAGUAUGUACUCCAGUGUAUCUGUAUGUAUUUGCAGUGUGCACAUCAACUCUUAUCUGUAGUUCUGCUAAAAAAACAGGAAUUACUGGCUGCUGUAAGGUCUGAGAUUGUUGCAGUUGGCCUUUCAUAACUUUAGUUCAUCUCCCAAUUCCUAAAACUACAUUCCAUUUGGAAAUUGGAAUAGAAGAUUCCUGUAGGAUUCUA
Molecule: messenger RNA, 1082 nt
Organism: Phragmites australis (common reed)
Lineage: Eukaryota; Viridiplantae; Streptophyta; Magnoliopsida; Poales; Poaceae
Product: CASP-like protein 2C1
Exons: 3
Coding region: 100-657 (185 amino acids)
Source: RefSeq, a predicted model, not a curated record